GACUUUUGGGUGGGCGAAAGAGAUUUCAGUCCAGCUACCUUGGCAGUGUAGCUCGUCGAGCUCGUGAUGCAGCAGAUGAAGCCGCUGAAGUUGCUUAUCUGAAACAACUUUACCAUCAGAAUGAUCCUGAGGCUGUGAUUAGAGUAUUUGAAAGCAAACCAUAUUUGCAUAAUAGUCUCUCGGCUCUUUCCGAAUACGUGAAAGCACUGGUGAAAGUUAAUAGGCUUGACGAAAGUGAAUUACUCAAGACAUUUAGGAGAGGUGCUUAUUUCACAUUUGUCAGAUUGAUAAAGUAUCUAAUUUUUCUCUGCAAUUAAAUUAAAUUUAGAAUCAGGAAUGUUAUUCAUCUUUUGGCCUUUGAUGCAGUCCUUGGACAAGUAUGAUUUUAUAUGACUGCAUGAACAAAAUGAUGCAAGACAGAGAAUAUAUUCAGCUGACCAAAAUUGGCACUUCAAUAAUACUGAUAUUGAUCAUACUGCAUCUGUAUUUUGGAUGUUUUUUUCUCUAGCAUAGUUUUUAGAGCAAAAAUUAUGAGCAGAGGUGAUAUGAGAUUUCAGGCAUGUCCAAUUCAAUAGCGUGUGUGGGAGAAACUGCAGCUGGACUUUCUGCUUUAAGAAAUUUAGGAAAAUCAGCAAAAAGAAAUAUUAUUGGAACUGCUAGUAAUCCAAUCCAUACGGUGGCUAAAGUUGGGAAUUUAAAAGAUCAGUUAUGGCGUACGUUCAAGUCCAUUGUGUUGGCCUUUCUCUUCAUUUGUGGUGUAGGAGCACUCCCUGAAGAUAAAGGAAUUAGGAAAGGACUUGGUAUCAAUGAAGAAGUGCAACCCAUCAUGGAAACAAGCACAAAAUUUAGUGAUGUAAAAGGUGUUGAUGAGGCAAAGGCUGAGCUGGAAGAAAUUGUUCAUUACCUUCGAGAUCCUAAGCGGUUUACUCGUCUUGGUGGUAAGCUUCCAAAAGGAGUUUUGCUUGUUGGACCACCUGGUACUGGAAAAACAAUGUUGGCUAGAGCUAUUGCUGGUGAGGCUGGGGUUCCAUUCUUCUCCAGCAGUGCAAGUGAAUUUGAUGAGUUGUAUGUUGGUGUUGGUGCGCGAAGGGUGAGGGAUCUUUUUUCUGCAGCAAGGAACAGAGCACCUUGUAUAAUAUUCAUUGAUGAGAUUGAUGCUAUAGGAGGUAAGCGAAAUCCAUGGGACCAACUCAUGAGAAUGACAUUAAAUCAGAUAUUGGUUGAGCUAGAUGGAUUCAAGCAAAAUGAGGGCAUAAUUGUGAUUGGGGCAACUAAUUUUCCGAAAUCAUUGGAUGAUGCCCUGGUCAGACCUGGCCGCUUUGACCGCAAUGUUGAUGUUCCCUAUCCGGAUGUAAGAGGAAGACACCAGAUUUUGGAAUCACACAUGUCAGAGGUUUUAAAGGAUCCUGAUGUUGAUCUAAGGAUCAUUGCUCGAGGAACACCUGGGUUCUCUGGUGCUGACCUUGCAAACUUGAUUAACAUGGCUGCUAUCAAGGCUGCGAUGAAUGAUUCUAACGCUGUGACAAAUGCUGAUUUAGAGUUUGCAAAAGACAAGAUCCUAAUGGGAAGUGAACGCAAGUCAGCUCUUGUAUCUGAGGAGGCACGAAAGGUAACUGCUUUCCGUGAGGCUGGUCAUGCUCUUGCUGCCAUUUAUACCGAUGGUGCCGACCCUGUUCACAAAGCAACUAUAGUUCGUGCCACGUCUCUCGGCACGGUUAUCCAAUUGCCCGAUGCAGAUCAGAAUCAACGUACCCGUAAACAGUUUCUUGCCGCCAUAGAUACUUACAUGGCAGGCUGGGCAGCUGAAGAACUCAUUUUCGGAGAAAAUGAAGUCUCUUCUAGUGUAUCCUCUGAUCUCAGGAAAGCAACUCGUUUGGCAAGGAUCAUGGUUACCAAAUAUGGCAUGGGCAAUGAAGUUGGACCAGUCACUCACGAAUACAAAGAUAGUGGGAAGAGCAUGAGCUCAGAGACAAGGCUUCUCAUUGAGAAUGAGGUGAAGCAACUUCUCCGGAGUGGUUACAACAAUGCAAAAACCAUUCUUACCACUCACAUCAAGGAGCUUCAUGCACUUGCAAAUGCUCUUUUGGAGCACGAGUCCCUCACAGGAACUCAGAUAAAGACACUGCUUGCCCAACUUACAAUUCCACAAACACUUGAAGCUCAAAGCACUUCACAAUCCAACACGCCACCAUCUACCGCCACCGUCGCCGCUGAUACUGCAAAGCCUAAAAGAGCUCCGGUGGGAUCUUAGCAGAACAAGAUGCUGGUUGAUUGAAAAUGUUCUUAUAGUAAAAAAUUUUCAGGUUUUUCACACGGAGGAGCUCAGCUCAUGAACCUUCUUAGA
Vigna unguiculata (cowpea) is the source of this 2344-nucleotide messenger RNA. Its product is annotated as ATP-dependent zinc metalloprotease FTSH 4, mitochondrial-like. The record is from RefSeq and is a predicted model, not a curated record. NCBI's taxonomy places the organism in Eukaryota, Viridiplantae, Streptophyta, Magnoliopsida, Fabales, Fabaceae.